GAAUCCGGAAGUGUUAUCGGAAAAUUUCCUUAAAACAACCAGCGAUGUCGGCGGGUGGCGGAGACAGCACUUGCGACGUGCAGUGGCAGUACGAUUUUAAUCAUGGCAAAAGAGGAAAAGCAAUAAUAUUAAACCACAUGGAAUAUGAUCCAAAAACUAAAAUUCAAAAAAGACUUGCUUCUAUUUGUGAUGCCAACAUAUUGGUGGAAACCUUCAAGAAGUUAGGUUUUGCAGAAGAUGAUAUUCACAUCUAUCAUGGAAUACAUGUGCAGCCAGGGUCAGAUUCACUCAUAGCUAAGGCAAAUGGGUCUGAGAAAGAUACCUCUGUUGCUUAUGAAGAACGUCAGAAGGCCUUCCAGGCAGUACUUAAACAGAAGAAAAUUCUUCCAGAAAACAUCAAGUUUUACAAAGGUUCAAAAUUAACUCAGUUAACUUCAACAGAAACACUGAAGAUUAUUGAAGAAGCUGCAAAAGAUGAAAAAUACAACGAAGACGCUGACUGCAUUGUGUUUGCAGUACUUUCUCAUGGAGAUGAGGUCCCAGAUGCGUCAGAUGAUUCAGUUCUCCAGGGACUCAUUCAUUGCUAUGAUGGUCUUCUUCAUAUUGAAAUGUUUAUGCAACCACUGCGAGACGACACAUGCUUAUCACUAAAAGGAAAGCCAAAGUUGUUUUUCAUACAGGCAUGUCGAGGGACUGGGCUUGAUGAUGGUGUUCUGGUCAAAGAAGAUGCCCAUUCAGGCAAAGUUUCAGCAGGCCCACCACGGACAAUAACUUCUACCCCAGUAGAAAUGAGAAACAUCCCUGCAUAUAAUAACUUCCUGACAGCUUACAGCACUCCUCCAG
Messenger RNA from Lingula anatina, 843 nucleotides. Its product is annotated as caspase-7. Gene Ontology annotation, molecular function: cysteine-type endopeptidase activity. Lineage: Eukaryota; Metazoa; Brachiopoda; Lingulata; Lingulida; Lingulidae. The record is from RefSeq and is a predicted model, not a curated record. Gene Ontology annotation, biological process: proteolysis; apoptotic process; positive regulation of neuron apoptotic process. Gene Ontology annotation, cellular component: cytoplasm.